AGUCAAGGAGGCAUUGACUGGGCUUGUGGUGCCGAAAAGGUUGUGCAGUUUGUAUGUGGUUUUAUUUGUAAAUAAAACUCAUAUGGGCGUGAUUGUCGCUGGCUGAAGGCAAUAGGAAGCUAGGUGCGCGAAAGAGAAGCGGACGCGACUGUUUGUGCCGGACUUUGAAGGCCUGCGAAAGCUCCGGCGACCCGGGAAGGAAAAAAAAAUUCGAGGGAGAGCUCUCGGUGGAGACUCGCAAGAUGACGAUCCCGAAGGUGAUGCGGACGACUGUUUUGGGUUUCGCUAAAAGAUGCCUGAGGGGGCCAGUGAGUUUACAGACACAGCUUGUGAGAGCAAUGUCGACAACAGAGUCCAGCGAUGUGUUGUUGGAGAAGGUUGGCAACAAAGGUGUCAUCACCUUGAACAGGCCAAAGGCACUCAAUGCACUUUCUCUCGAAAUGGUUCGCCAGAUCUAUCCCGUCCUCAAGAAAUGGGACACAGAUCCGGAGAUGAAAAUGGUAAUCAUCAAAGCGGCACCUGGUUCCAAGGCCUUCUGCGCAGGCGGUGACGUCAAAGCCAUCGCCUUGACGCAAGGCAAGGAGUCCGAAUUGCGGGACGCCUUCUUCCGGGAAGAGUACCGAUUGAACAACCUCAUUGCUAGUCUGACUGUCCCGUACGUUGCUCUUGUGGAUGGUGUCACUAUGGGUGGGGGUGUCGGACUUUCAGUUCAUGGCACCUUUCGUGUGGCAACGGAGAGAACGGUGUUCGCCAUGCCCGAGACCGCAAUCGGUUUUUUCCCUGAUGUCGGAGGCAGCUAUGUGUUGCCACGGCUACCUGGAAAGCUGGGCCUGUACCUGGGCUUGACUGGACAGCGGAUGAUUGGCUGGGACGUCCUCAAGGGCCGGAUUGCCACACAUUUUUCAUCGUCCCAGAGGAUGGAGCACAUCGAAGGCGACCUGAUGCGAUUGACCUCACCAAACAUCUCGGACAUUGACAAGAUCCUCAUUAAACACCAAGACCAGUGUGAAGCCGACUUCCGAAAGGAAUUCAUCCUCAAGAAAUACAUGGGCCGCAUCAAUGCUGCCUUUGAUGCCCCUAGUGUGGAGAAAAUCAUCGAGAACCUGAAGAAGGACAACUCGGACUGGGCCAAGGAACAGCUGACCACUCUCAGCAAAAUGUCACCACUGUCCCUCAAGAUCACCUUCAAACUACUCGAAGAAGGCAUUCGGCUGACCUUACAAGACGCCCUCAAGAUGGAGUUCCGUCUCUCCCAACGCUUCAUGCAGGACUCUGACUUCUAUGAGGGAGUCAAAUCAGUGCUGAUCGACCGCACGGGUGAUCCCAAAUGGAACCCCGCAUCCCUGGAAGAAGUCACGGACGAGAAAGUCAACUCCUACUUCGAGCCACUGCCGAGUGACAAGGAGCUCAGGCUGUGAGCAGCUACAGAAAAUGAAACGGGCAGCGUCUUCCCUGUUGCCUUUAACCACCUUUGUUUCUUUGCUGGCUCCUCCGUUCCGUUCCUCGUGCCUCCAUCGACCUCCCUCGAUCAGGGUGGUUGGUUCAGACCUAGUGCGCGAGCGAGUUGAACUAACGAUGAGCUUGAGCAUCUGGGCAAGAGCUUUGAUCUGCUGCUUGGCAAGCCAGCGGCAUUCGCCACGGCUAAACAGCCUGGUGGAAGACAGAUAGACUGUUUGCACAAGGUGAGCUCUGUAUCAUGUGGUCCGCCACGUUGUUUAAGGAUCCAAGUACGUUCAACUAUACAUCCAGUGAUGUUCUCUUAGGAGCCAGCGUUCUUUCAAGAUCUUGUUCAAAAGAGUGCUUUGCCCUGACUUUGGUGUUUCUCUCGAUUUUCUAUCAACUGUCAAAGCGGGGCGCAUGCUUUAUCUCCCGUUGCCUUGUAAAAAGGCAGUUAAGUUGUGUGGCAUUGCAAGCAUCUUUCCAAGUGAAAAUGUUUCAACCACGACCAGAUAACCAGUUCAGUUCAGUCAAAUUACUCAGUGCUGUUUGCCACAAGCCUCUCAUAUGUGUUUGAUCUGAAUGGGCAGAAAUUACCAUGUACGAUUUCAAGCAAACAGAACAGGUUGGUUGGUGUCAAAGUUCUGUACUUUGCCCCAAACAAAGGUCAUGUAAAUCUAUGAUAGUGUUGUUAUUUGGGCAAACCAUAGUUUUGGCCUGUGCACGAAGUUAAAAAUGAUUUUCUUGCUGUUUGGUUUUGUGCAGAAAUGUGGCGACUCUCAAAGCACAGCUGUAAUGAGCACUUGAAGAAAACUUGCUGCUGUCAACAAUGGACUUCUUCAGUAAAACUAUUUAUCAAGACUGUAGGUUGGUGCCAGAAAUGUUAAGUUUUCGUUCAUGCACUUUCGUAAUCAUUUUGAGAGUAGCGUUUAAAACUUAUUCCUUGCAUACGUAUUCAACGCAGCACAGCAGUGCCCCUGAAUCUUGCACACGCAGCUAGUCAGCUUCUCUAAAUCCUCUUCUUGAUUCUCACAGACUCCAACGAACCUAAGCAGACGUUCACACUACUGCCCACUGCAGAAGACAAUCCAGUGCAAAUUUCGGUGUGGACUUGCCUUCGUGCCCAGAGUUGAGUAGUCACGCAUAGACACAACUCAGUUUUUUGUGUAUCUUAGACCAGGGUCAGUGUGCGCGCUGUCAGAAACCAUGCUUGCUAACCACGUUUUUAUUAGUAGUGCUAUAAAAAUGUGUUGAUGCUUGUUGAAACUAGCACUCACAGGUGAGGUUCAUAUUCUGAAAAAUUCCCAUGGAAGAGCCUCUCCUCGCUGACAGGCAUUCAAGUACAUGUAACACCUGAUACAAUUGGUGCGACAACAAAAUCACAGCAGAGGUGUCCAAGAGCCUAGAGCCGUUACAUAUGAAACGUUCUUCCAUGGGUUUUCAAAUGGGUUUUCAAAUUCCAUGGGUUUUCAAAUUAAGAGUACUAGAGUGUGUUGCAGCUCAGUGUGUGUGGGGAUUGUAAAAUUUUCUGAAAGCGCUGAAGAGUCAUUUGCUGAAUUUGAAGCACAAUUUCCGGGACAUAAGCAGAUAACAACACUCUUGCAGACUGCUAAAGCCAGGUGGUGUUGCCAUUGGCAGUAACACCCACAACGCCAAAUUAUCUUUGUCAAUAUAAUAUCCACUUUAAUAAUUUUUAGUGUUUAAACUUGCCAUAAAAAAAUUAUCCUCACAAACAUCAUGAAUCGACUGUGAUUUGAAGGCAAAAGGACAAAUUUCAAGCAAAUUGAUCUUCAUCUUCUUAUCCUUAAUGUGCCGUACAGUAGCGCCACAUUUGCUUCUGGUGGUCUUGGCACGUAACUCCUAUAGGUCUGAGUACUAUGUAGCUGCUUCCCAGUUUUUGAAUUGGCUGCACUGUUUUAAGGAGCCUUCUUAAUAUAAGUUAUAGGGGGAAAAAAUGGAGCAUUUUCAAAAUGCUUGGUUACACAUGUGCAUGUCUGCACACUCAUGUAAAUGGGUUUAAGCGGGGAAGGUGUAGACGCAGCACUCGAGCAACGAGCUGCCGUUGCCAGAACCAGUCUUCACAUGGUUUUGUGGCACUGAGAUUUAAGUGAGAUUGCAUCGAACUUUGUAUUGCUUUGUGUCUCUCUUUUUAAAAAUUUUUUGCACUAAGUUUCUCGUGCCCAUUGUUGUUCUAACAAACAGAAUUCUUUUGUUUUGGCGGGCCCUCAAUCUUCACUUGAAUGGGCUGUUUGUUAGACCACCCGACAUCCAUUAGUGGGGAGUUGCAGUGAGUGCUGUAGAGUGUUAACGAGCCAAGUGAGCAUGCGCAGAACUGUGUGUAUAUAAAAGCACUGUUGCCCAUUCACACAGUUAGGUUUUUGUGGAGGAGAGACUCAAAGUUACGUUUUCAAAUUAAAGCUUGAAAGUGCACUUAA
This is a messenger RNA of Rhipicephalus sanguineus (brown dog tick), 3872 nucleotides long. It is a transcript of the gene Hibch, whose product is annotated as 3-hydroxyisobutyryl-CoA hydrolase, mitochondrial. Gene Ontology annotation, biological process: L-valine catabolic process. The record is from RefSeq and is a predicted model, not a curated record. Lineage: Eukaryota; Metazoa; Arthropoda; Arachnida; Ixodida; Ixodidae. Gene Ontology annotation, molecular function: 3-hydroxyisobutyryl-CoA hydrolase activity. The transcript has 11 exons. Bases 243 to 1418 code for a protein of 391 amino acids. Gene Ontology annotation, cellular component: mitochondrion.